Polyodon spathula (Mississippi paddlefish) is the source of this 1030-nucleotide messenger RNA. RefSeq lists its product as uncharacterized. NCBI's taxonomy places the organism in Eukaryota, Metazoa, Chordata, Actinopteri, Acipenseriformes, Polyodontidae. The record is from RefSeq and is a predicted model, not a curated record. The coding region runs from base 699 to 1019 and encodes 106 amino acids. The transcript has 3 exons.
AGCUGGAAGAGGGAUUCAAAUUUCUGCCCUUGGUGACAGACCUGGGGUCGAGUGCAUUGGAAGACAUGCGGGGUGAAGAAGCACCUUGAAAAAAAAUGUAAAACUCAACAGCUGUAUUAUAUAUGCAUUUUUUUGUUUCUUAUAAGAUGUAUUUUAAGGGUGACUCAUGUUGUAAAGACUGCUCGGGUGUCUGUGAAAUUCCGUUAACAGCACACUGAUGCAUUUUCAUGUGAUUGCAAAAAAAAAAAAUGGAUUUGUGCUAACAUAACAAGGCUUCCUUUACAUUCAAAAAGGGGUAGCAAAUGUUAAUUCCUCGUCAAACGCGCUGUUGUCAGUUUAGCGUGUUGGAUGGAUUUGAAUGUUUUGUUUGGAAUGAGAAGAGCCGAACUUAGAUAUAAUCAAAAACUUUGAAAACCGAAGUUAUUUUAAAUUAUACGUCUACUUAAGCAAUAUACAUAGAAGAGAGGCGCCGGGGAUUUAAAUACAUCCAUCCCCUGUACGUACUGGACAACUCCAGCCCAGAGCAGUAAACACGAGUAAUACUCGUUUUGGGAGUUGAUGAGCGCUGGCAGAUCCUCAUUAGCCGGAUCACCUGUUUAUGUUACAAAGAACUAACAAGAAACCGAGAAGCAACUGUAUUUCCAGAGCGGAUACUGACAAUCCUAGUUGUGUGUAAAGAUUUGAAAAGCCGGUAAGAAAUGGAGCGUUUGCUGUUUUAUCUGUCCCAGAACCAACACCAGGGCUGGAUCAGCGUCUCGGAUAUGACGGGCCCUCCCACACAUUGGAUGUCCUGUGGUCAUCCCUUCACUGAACCAGCAGUAUGGAACCCCAAAUUCUGCAUUGUUACAGAUGGUCAGCUGCUCUUACUGGACAACGAAGAGAUCCAUCCCCUGCUGCUGCAGGAGAGACGAGCUGAGUCAUGCAAAGCGAGGUUACUGCGUCGGACGAUCAGCGUUCCAGCGGACAGCCAGUUUCCAGAAUAUCAGGCGGAUCUCCCGAUGGAGCAAGGUGAGUCUUGAGAAAAGACCUC